Molecule: messenger RNA, 7937 nt
Organism: Drosophila willistoni
Lineage: Eukaryota; Metazoa; Arthropoda; Insecta; Diptera; Drosophilidae
Product: gamma-tubulin complex component 3-like
Exons: 2
Coding region: 6020-6976 (318 amino acids)
Source: RefSeq, a predicted model, not a curated record
UGUUUCUUUUUUAGUGUGCGUCUGAGGUUAAAAGUAGCGUCAUACAUUCUGAGAUUCCCACGCCCACUUUGUAAUGAAUGAAAUGUUGCCACAAGAGUUGCAAAAGGUUGUGGCAAAAUGCUGCAAAUACAGCACAAAAGGUGUGUAAGCAAUUUUUGCUGAAUGCGGCACGGCGAGGACUUGUCGACAAUCUUGUGACAGAUUUAUGGGUUAAUUAUUGUGGUAGAUAAUCUGUGUGCCUUGAGUUAUAUGUCAUUGAAUUUGUUUAGUUGCACAAGUUUUCGGCAUAUUUUUUAUCAAAAGGAAACAAAACAAAAAAAACACAAAAUUUACAUCAAAAUAUAUAUGGCAAAUUCCCUGAACAUUUAGAAAGCAAUGGACGAAUAGUCGCAUACCUUUUUGUACGAGCAACUUUGCAAAUUAAGAAUGCUGUCUGGGCAAUCCUAAUUAUGAUGUAAGCAAAUCCAUAAAUUAUAUACUCUCCAGACCUACUUUGAAUAAUGAUAGUCGCCAUGAAUUGGUUGUUCUCGAUAAUCUUCGACUACGUUUCGAGGAGUUGCAACUCACGGGAGAUUCGCGCAAUAAAGACCUUAUGGGGUUUCGUGCCGAUCUGUGUAUGCAUCUCUCUAGAGAACUAGCUAGGAUUGAACCAGAUGAAAAUAAACGUUACGUUUACCUAACACUAUGCUACGAACUCCUUGACGCUGGAGAACCGGAUAAUAUGACGGAAGAGGAAACCAUUGAAUAUCGUCUAAAAAAGAUUGACAGCCUUAACUAUCAGGUGAAUAAAUUACUAAAGCAUCUAAAUGAAGUAGACCAAGUUAAGGACAAAAAUAGAAAACAUGUACGUGUUUCCAAAAGGUCAAAGCCAGUUAAAUCGAAAAUAAAAGAGGGUUAUGCUAGAAUUGAUCCCAAACCUCAAAAGCAUUGUGAAUUCCAGUGUUUGAACCACCGAUCUGAAUCCUUUGGCUAAUUGUAAGAAUAAUAUACUCAAUCAUAGAAAAAUCAUAGAUAACAACAAGAAAAUAAGCCAUGAUUGCGAAACUAAAUUGUUUGGUUGUUCCAGACUUAGUAAGGGAAAAAUAUUGAAAUCAAUCGAUCCAAGUCCAAUUUGUAUAAUUAUUGAAAGUCAAUCUAUUCCAACUACAUCAACAAGAAUCAUAGAUAUUUACAAAAAUAUUAACCAUGAUUGCGAAACUAAAUUGUUUGGUUGUUCCAGACUUAGUAAGGAAAAAAUAUUGAAAUCAAUCGAUCAAAGUCCAAUUCGUACAACUAUUGAAAGUCAAUCUAUUCCAACAACAUUAAACUUGCCUUCGUCCUAAAAAAUUAACCAUAAUUGCGAAUCUAAAUUGUUUGGUUGUUCCAGACUUAGUAAGGAAAAAAUAUUGAAAUCAAUCGAUCAAAGUCCAAUUCGUACAACUAUUGAAAGCCAAUCUAUUCCAACAACAUUAAACUUGCUUUCGUCCAAAAAAAUUAAGCAUGAUUGCGAAUCUAAAUUGUUUGGUUGUUCCAGACUAAGUAAGAAAAAAAUAUUAAAAUCAAUCGAUCCAAGUACGAUUCGUACAACUUUUGAAAAUCAAUUUAUUCCAUCCAACCAAACAUCUAUGAACUUUACUAAAUCAAACUUACCUCUGCCCACAAGGAGAUCUGAUGGAGAAGACAUUUUAGAAAGUAAUUUACAUAAAAUAAGUAUAUAUUUAAAAAAUGGUUUGGAUCAUUCGUACUCAAAUACUGAAUUACUCAGUCAAGAAAUGUCCAAAUACAAGGAUCGCAGUGCUCUAUUAAAUCUUUGUCAAUCUAAUCACUUUAAGCCUAAGCCAAUAAGAAUUGAUUUUAAAAUUGAGUGCUAUUUGAAGAAAGAACCGGUUAUACAAAGAUAAGGGGUUUGAUGUAUCAGCAUGGAUGUUUGGUGAUCCUUGAACUAAAUAUCAAUAUCAAUAUAAAACCAAAAUAUUAAAAGACUAUAAUGGUCAAAACGGCAUGUUAAAAGUUAUGAAGAAUUUGUAUUUAAAUUUAAAAAACUCUGAGCGAUAUGUGGCUGAAGCAGGACUUCACUUUGGGGAAAAUCCCAUACCAAAUUGUAUAAUGAAUGAGAGCCAAGCUAAGAACAAGCUAAAUCUUCCUGAAAACUGUAAAUUGCAAGCUAAAUUCCAGACAUCUGGUUGUACUGACAUUGAAGACAAAAGUUAAAACCGUAUGAGGCAUAAGGACGAUUCUAUGGUAGUCAAUGAAGAUAAUAAAAGCAAUAUGCUUUAUACUUCCAAAGAAAUCACAACUACCGAAUCCGAUUUCCUUCUGAUUGAAAACAAAAAGGGAAUCUUGAAUGGAUAUGAAGUGUGCGUCUGAGGUUAAAAGUAGCGUCAUACAUUCUGAGAUUCCCACGCCCACUUUGUAAUGAAUGAAAUGUUGCCACAAGAGUUGCAAAAGGUUGUGGCAAAAUGCUGCAAAUACAGCACAAAAGGUGUGUAAGCAAUUUUUGCUGAAUGCGGCACGGCGAGGACUUGUCGACAAUCUUGUGACAGAUUUAUGGGUUAAUUAUUGUGGUAGAUAAUCUGUGUGCCUUGAGUUAUAUGUCAUUGAAUUUGUUUAGUUGCACAAGUUUUCGGCAUAUUUUUUAUCAAAAGGAAACAAAACAAAAAAAACACAAAAUUUACAUCAAAAUAUAUAUGGCAAAUUCCCUGAACAUUUAGAAAGCAAUGGACGAACAGUCGCAUACCUUUUUGUACGAGCAACUUUGCAAAUUAAGAAUGCUGUCUGGGCAAUCCUAAUUAUGAUGUAAGCAAAUCCAUAAAUUAUAUACUCUCCAGACCUACUUUGAAUAAUGAUAGUCGCCAUGAAUUGGUUGUUCUCGAUAAUCUUCGACUACGUUUCGAGGAGUUGCAACUCACGGGAGAUUCGCGCAAUAAAGACCUUAUGGGGUUUCGUGCCGAUCUGUGUAUGCAUCUCUCUAGAGAACUAGCUAGGAUUGAACCAGAUGAAAAUAAACGUUACGUUUACCUAACACUAUGCUACGAACUCCUUGACGCUGGAGAACCGGAUAAUAUGACGGAAGAGGAAACCAUUGAAUAUCGUCUAAAAAAGAUUGACAGCCUUAACUAUCAGGUGAAUAAAUUACUAAAGCAUCUAAAUGAAGUAGACCAAGUUAAGGACAAAAAUAGAAAACAUGUACGUGUUUCCAAAAGGUCAAAGCCAGUUAAAUCGAAAAUAAAAGAGGGUUAUGCUAGAAUUGAUCCCAAACCUCAAAAGCAUUGUGAAUUCCAGUGUUUGAACCACCGAUCUGAAUCCUUUGGCUAAUUGUAAGAAUAAUAUACUCAAUCAUAGAAAAAUCAUAGAUAACAACAAGAAAAUAAGCCAUGAUUGCGAAACUAAAUUGUUUGGUUGUUCCAGACUUAGUAAGGGAAAAAUAUUGAAAUCAAUCGAUCCAAGUCCAAUUUGUAUAAUUAUUGAAAGUCAAUCUAUUCCAACUACAUCAACAAGAAUCAUAGAUAUUUACAAAAAUAUUAACCAUGAUUGCGAAACUAAAUUGUUUGGUUGUUCCAGACUUAGUAAGGAAAAAAUAUUGAAAUCAAUCGAUCAAAGUCCAAUUCGUACAACUAUUGAAAGUCAAUCUAUUCCAACAACAUUAAACUUGCCUUCGUCCUAAAAAAUUAACCAUAAUUGCGAAUCUAAAUUGUUUGGUUGUUCCAGACUUAGUAAGGAAAAAAUAUUGAAAUCAAUCGAUCAAAGUCCAAUUCGUACAACUAUUGAAAGCCAAUCUAUUCCAACAACAUUAAACUUGCUUUCGUCCAAAAAAAUUAAGCAUGAUUGCGAAUCUAAAUUGUUUGGUUGUUCCAGACUAAGUAAGAAAAAAAUAUUAAAAUCAAUCGAUCCAAGUACGAUUCGUACAACUUUUGAAAAUCAAUUUAUUCCAUCCAACCAAACAUCUAUGAACUUUACUAAAUCAAACUUACCUCUGCCCACAAGGAGAUCUGAUGGAGAAGACAUUUUAGAAAGUAAUUUACAUAAAAUAAGUAUAUAUUUAAAAAAUGGUUUGGAUCAUUCGUACUCAAAUACUGAAUUACUCAGUCAAGAAAUGUCCAAAUACAAGGAUCGCAGUGCUCUAUUAAAUCUUUGUCAAUCUAAUCACUUUAAGCCUAAGCCAAUAAGAAUUGAUUUUAAAAUUGAGUGCUAUUUGAAGAAAGAACCGGUUAUACAAAGAUAAGGGGUUUGAUGUAUCAGCAUGGAUGUUUGGUGAUCCUUGAACUAAAUAUCAAUAUCAAUAUAAAACCAAAAUAUUAAAAGACUAUAAUGGUCAAAACGGCAUGUUAAAAGUUAUGAAGAAUUUGUAUUUAAAUUUAAAAAACUCUGAGCGAUAUGUGGCUGAAGCAGGACUUCACUUUGGGGAAAAUCCCAUACCAAAUUGUAUAAUGAAUGAGAGCCAAGCUAAGAACAAGCUAAAUCUUCCUGAAAACUGUAAAUUGCAAGCUAAAUUCCAGACAUCUGGUUGUACUGACAUUGAAGACAAAAGUUAAAACCGUAUGAGGCAUAAGGACGAUUCUAUGGUAGUCAAUGAAGAUAAUGAAAGCAAUAUGCUUUAUACUUCCAAAGAAAUCACAACUACCGAAUCCGAUUUCCUUCUGAUUGAAAACAAAAAGGGAAUCUUGAAUGGAUAUGAAGGUAAAAAAGUUUAUAUAUCCAAUUUAACAGAUUUCAAAAAGGAAUUCGAAAUCUAUAAAGUUCAAUUAGAUGAACUGAUCCAAACUUCUUUAUCCAGUACUGUUAUCAAUGGCGGACAGAUUGACUAUAUGUCUGAUGUUUCACAGGAUCGACCAAAAUUAUCAAAAUUGGAGAGUGAGUCGGUUUAUGAUGCAGAUAAAAUAUUAGAAGAAAUUUGCAAAAGUGUUGUCAUUCACCUUGCCCGAAGAAAGUUCCAAAGUUGUGCCAAGGACAGGAAACUAUUUGAGUGCUUGGUCGUCAGACUCAUCGCUUUAUAAUGAUUUUAUUAAAAAAAAAAGAAGACAAAGAAUUGUUGCAUGAUUGCCAAGAUAUAAUUAGCCUACCUUCUGAAGAUAGUUUUUACAAGAAUAAUCUUUCCGAAGUCCAUAUUACUAGCGAUUUAAAAUCUACGCAAUUUAAGAGCUUUGUCGUUAUAGAACAUUUGAUAUUCACCCAUUGUCAAAUAAAGGGUUUGAUAUUGAACUAUGGUUUCUUGGAAACAGUCGAAGUGGAGGAUAAAAAUUAUGAAAUUAAUAAUAUUAAUCAGCUGAAGAAUGUGAAUGAUAUUUUCGCUAAUGUACAGUUCGCAUUGAACCAAAUUAAAAAAAGAAUUAUCAAUUUGAGGAAAAAUUAGAGUGCUUUUCCGAAAUUUCGAACAUUCAAGAUAAUUCUAUUUCCUCACGAGAAUCCGCUGACAUUGAAUUCAAAGACCUUUUAACUCCUAGAACAGCAGAUGACUUCAUCUGCUAAAAAACUAGAUAAAGGAUUGGAAAGCUAUAAACAUUUAUUGGAUUCACAGCAUAAAACAAAUCUUAGCAAAAGAUGAGGCGAAAAUGAAAUCAUUAACUCAAUCGAUGGAGAUACGAAACAAACCAUUAAACAUGGAAUUUGAAGAUAUUUUUGAAACCAAUCGUCCAAGUCCAACAUGCAAUGAAUUGAACAAAUUUACAUCAAUGACGAUGAGGAUAAUUAUGAAUUUGGUUCUUCAAACAAAUGGCAACAUCAGCAUUACAUUACAGCCGCACCAGCCAUUAUUGUACAUCUAUUUAAGUCCAAUCCUGCUUAUCAAUGUUCACCUAUCGAGGCUGGUGCUCCGAACUUAUACGAAGAACUAGAACAAUUCUAUGAAAUGAUGGCGCAUCCAAUUAGUUCGUUAACAAAACUCAUAGAUGUCUCAGCUGUUCAAAGGCGUUUGAAAAUGAUCUUAGAUCGUGUAAAGGAGCAACUAGCAGGCAAAAUCUGGCCCAAAAGUUGGCUACAUUUAGUAGGGAAAAUUUAAUUAAGACAAUUGCUUACUAGUAAAGAGAAAGGUGCAUAUGAGGCAAUGCGCUGGCGGCUGGCUGAUCGUAGUGUUCAGGAUUUAUCAGAUGAUGAACGCCUACGCGAUGCCUUGAAUGCCGUGAUGGGCUAUGAAUGCCGACAAUUAAGAUACUCGUUCAGAACAUCGCAACUUCUGUUACGUUCACCGGAACAACAGCGUAACCUAAGCGAAUCGUAUUUGUUAUUGGCCUUGGGACAUUUGGGUUGUUUAUAUCGAGAGCUGCAACAUCAGCAGAAACAACUUCAAACUUUAGGUAGUGGGUUGGCCUUAGAUCAACGUCAGCGUGAAGAACUUUUGCUAUACAAACAGUUUCAUCGAAAAUAUCAAAAACUUGAAAAACCUGCAACUCUCUUUCAAUUGUGGAAAUCGAAUAGAAAUUUUUCAUCGAAAUUUGAAUUGAUUUUAGAUCUAAAUUGUCUUAUUUUCGAGGAAGCAAGUUUAUUGAACACUCUUUCGAAGGAAUUGUAUCAAGGAAAUUAUGAAAAUUUAUUGCAAAACUGGUUAUUAUUAGUCAGCCAGACCAUGUUAGAGCAUUUAAGCCGAUGGUUACGUUUUGGUGAGCUACUCGAAUCGGAGUCUACAGAGUUCUUUCUUAUUGAAAAUUUGACAUUACCAACGGAGAAUUUCUGGCAGGGACGUUUCACUCUACUAACCAAGAUAGUUCCCUUAUUUUUGAGUAACGAACUUUGCCAUUUAAUUUUAAAUGUUGGAAAAUGUCAUCGAUAUAGCAAAGAAUUUUUAGAAAUUGAUAUUGAAGUACCACUGAACUACCAGAAGCUUGCUAAGGCCUUUCAGCUGACUUACUUGAAUCAUAAUAUGGAACCUUUAAAUGAUCUUGUUGCUUGGGUAAACCAAGACAUUUCAUCAUAUAUAUUUAGUCAGCAUGACCCGGCCAUUGACCUCUUAUAUAGGCUUUUCAAUAUAUAUUACCUCGCGAUCUGCAUUUCGUUACUAACUUGAUAAAUCACCUUGAACCUUUACUUGAACAAUCGGUCGAUUUGUUCGAUUUGCAACAGUUUACCUCUGUAUUAGAGCAAAUAUUAACUAAGGAUAACUCUGAGCUUAAUAUGGUGGAAAUACCCUCAGAGAGUUGUCUGUGUUGGUCAAAGUUUCAAUUAUGCUGGCAUUUAGCUGACAAUUGGAAGGCUGUCAUAGGUCAAAGUGUUCAGACGUAUUCAAAUAUUUUCACAGACCUUUGGAAAUUCCAUUCUGCCAACUAUAUUCUUUUCGAAAGAAUACUAAGCCAUAAAUAUUAUUUUGGACGGCGUAUUGAAUUCGAGUAUCUUGCCGAUGUCAAUCAGGUAGAACAACGUUUUCAAUCCUUAAUCGAUUUAUUUAUCAGUGUGAUGAGAGGCCUAAGACAUUACCUAUUGAUUCAGGUUUUAGAUGAAGCUUAUAAUCAAUUAAAUUUAAGAUGUAAUGAAGCCAAGACUUUGGAUGAUAUUGUUCAAGCUCAUAAACAGUAUCUAAAUGCAAUAGCAAUGGAUUUGUUUUUGACCAAAAAUGGCAGAGAUUGUAAAAUCUGUUUCAAUCAAAUAUACCAUUUCGUAUUCGAUUUGGACAUUGAGCAGCAAAAAUUUUUAUCUCAAUGUCAACAAUUAAUAGAUUGUUUAAGGAGUUUUUCAGACGAGGAACGAUUAUUAAAAUGCCAAUCGGAAUUGCAUUUGGUCUGUAAGCGCACAUGGAAUAUUUUAAAUGACUUGGGACGAAAAUUUUCUAUUAAUUUGAUGGAGCUUAGGGCAAACCUGAAUAGAAAAGGUGAAAGAAAGUUCAAGUUGUUGGCCAAAAAACUGAAUGCUAAUGGCUUAUAUAGGAAUGCUCAAAAGCCACUGCAUAAUUGUUUAAAUUAGUCAAAGGAAUUUGCCAAAACCUAUGUAUGCCAUAUUUUAUUUCUAUUUGUCUCAUGGGUUUUUAUAUUGUA